UGUUGCUGGACUCGUCACGUGAUACAAACAUGGCGGACAGCUGGCAGCUCCGUAGCUAACUCGUUUAAAAUUAAGCGCUUCUUUAAAACUACCCUGCACGGGAACAAGAAUGUAUUUUAUAGAAGACGCGAGUCUGUUUUAUUUUAGUUUCUGUCGGACACAUUUAGCGCGUCACCAGCAGCAGUAUAAAGCUAACAACCCUUGUUGAAUUUGUGGCUUAGCAAGUCCAGCUUAGCUAGCAGGUUACCAGGGUAACGACAUCCAACAGUUAGCCCAGUUCAAGAGCUUCAGUUUUCUUUUCUACAGUUUUCUCAGGAUAAUUUUUGAGGUGUCACAUAGACCCAGUUCAGCGUGGUCUGGUUCAGUGUCAGACCAGGUUCUGGUGUGAUGGAGCAGUACAGUAUCCUGGGUCGGAUCGGAGAAGGAGCCCAUGGUAUUGUCUUUAAGGCCAAACACUUGGAGACAGGAGAGACAGUGGCUCUGAAGAAAGUGGCUCUGCGGAGACUGGAGGAUGGCAUCCCCAACCAGGCUGUGAGGGAGAUCAAGGCCCUGCAGGAGAUUGAGGACAACCAACAUGUGGUGAAGCUGAAGGACGUCUUCCCUCAUGGUACAGGCUUCGUCCUGGUGUUUGACUUCAUGCUCUCCGACCUCUCUGAGGUCAUCAGGAACUCUGAGCAACCUCUGACCCCAGCUCAGGUCAAAGGUUACAUGUUGAUGCUACUGAAGGGCGUCGCCUUCCUGCACCAGAACAACGUCAUGCACCGGGACCUGAAGCCAGCGAACCUGCUCAUCAGCUCUUCGGGUCAUCUUAAGAUCGCAGACUUUGGUCUGGCCCGACUGUUCAGCGAGCAGGGAGAGAGACUGUACAGCCACCAGGUGGCCACCAGGUGGUACAGAGCUCCUGAGCUGCUGUACGGAGCCAGAAAGUACGACGAGGGUGUCGACUUGUGGGCGGUGGGCUGUGUUUUUGGGGAGCUGCUGAACUCUUCACCUCUGUUUCCUGGAGAGAACGACAUCGAACAGCUGUGCUGUGUCCUCCGAGUGCUGGGAACACCGACGCGGGACAGCUGGCCUGAGAUAGUGGAGUUACCAGAUUACAAUAAGAUCACCUUUAAGGAGAAUCCAGCAAUUCCACUGGAGGAGAUCGUCCCUGACACGUCCCCUCAGGCCCUUGACCUGCUCUACAAGUUCCUGGUGUAUCCAUCCAAACAGCGCUGCUCAGCCAGACAGGCCCUCCUCCAUCCAUACUUCUUCUCUUCUCCGCUUCCCGCUCAUCACUCCGAGCUGCCCAUCCCUCAGAGGAGGGGCCGACCCCCCCGCCAGCGCCUGCAGGCUCCGCCCACUGAUUUCUCUGUGGAUCUGCCCCUGCAGAAAAGUGUGGUAGACCCCGUGCAGCUGCAGGGACAUGCCUCCUGCCUCUGAACAAACUAAAUGAACUGAUAAAUCAUCACUGCUGAUGUUCAUUAUACAUAUUGAUCAGCAAUUUAUUUCCUGUUUCGUUGACAUGUUUUCAUUACUCUAACCUGCUGAAGCACUGUUAGUGGGAGUUUUAAUAAAAUUAACUGCAGCUCU
Monopterus albus (swamp eel) is the source of this 1572-nucleotide messenger RNA. It is a transcript of the gene cdk20, whose product is annotated as cyclin dependent kinase 20. Bases 388 to 1422 code for a protein of 344 amino acids. Gene Ontology annotation, cellular component: nucleus. Gene Ontology annotation, molecular function: ATP binding; protein serine/threonine kinase activity. The record is from RefSeq and is a predicted model, not a curated record. Gene Ontology annotation, biological process: protein phosphorylation. The transcript has 9 exons. Lineage: Eukaryota; Metazoa; Chordata; Actinopteri; Synbranchiformes; Synbranchidae.